CUUUCGCAUCGACCGACCUAGUCCCAUCGUCGCCAAGUCAAUAAUGCCAUCGAUAUAAUCUUUCACAUCUCCUCGCUCGUCUCCCUCAUGCUCGGUGGUUGAUCCGAGGAUGAUCCUCACGAACGACUCGAAAUUAUUAUAAUAACACUGUAUCGACUGUUAUCAAACAUCAGGAUACCUCGCCUUUCGACAUCUUUGCUUCUCGUCAUAAUACAAACAACUCGAUCUAGGAUCUCUCUCGAACAUAUACCUCGACAUAUCGACAUCGAUAUCAAUUGUCACUCGGCCAAAUACUCGAAUCAAGAUAUUCACCAUGUCCGACUCACUAGCCACCACCUCGGCAACCUUCCCCCACACUUCAGACCUCUCACCAAUUUCGUUAGAAAAGGUCGAAGAUCUCGACGAAGGACCACCGCCGCUCUCGAAAGCGAGACGAAUCGGACUCCUAUCCAUCUUCUGUUGUGCCCAAUUCGUAGAUGUAUAUAAUGCCAGCGCUGUCGUCCUAGCCACCGCACCCAUCGCACAAGACCUGAGUAUGGGCGCGGGGGAGAGCGUAUGGACGUUGAGCGCGUAUGUGUUGGUGUUCGCUUCGUUCAUGUUGCCGAUGGGCAAGCUCGCGGAUAUCUGGUCUGCCAAAGCGGUCUUCACGAUCGGGCUCGUCUGGGUCGGAGCGUUUUCUAUUGGGAUCGCGGUGGCGCAGGACAAGAUCGUCUUGUUCGUCCUCAGAGCUUUUGCUGGGUUAGGUGCCGCCGCCUCGAUCCCAGCCGCCCUCAACCUGAUCGUCCACAUCUUCCCAGGAGAGAUCGAACAACACGUCGCACUCGCCUGUUUCGGCGGGGCCGGCGAACUAGCCAACGUCUCCGGUUUCAUCCUCGGUGGUGUCCUCCUCCUGGCAAGCUGGCGUUGGGUCUUUUGGUUACUCCCCAUUGUGUGUUUCCCUAUGGCGUUGGGUACGUUCUUCUUGAUCCCUUCGAGGAAACAUUUGAAGAUGUACCAGCUCGCCGGGCUGAGAAGGGAGAUUUUGGAAGGGUCGGAGAGGGCGGAAAAGAUCUUGAAAGCGCUGGAGGCGUCGGAGAUGAGCAACAAGUUUGAUUACGUGGGGACGUUCUUGAUCGUCGCUGCGGCCGUGCUGUCGAUCUUUGGGUUGACGGAUGGUGGCGAGAGCGCCGGAUGGGCCCGAGCUCAACCGAUCGUCUGCCUCGUCAUCGGGCUCAUCCUCUUUCCCCUGUUCUUCCUAUGGGAACGUAGAGUCGAUCAACGGGUCGCCCUGAUCCCCAGCUCGAUCUGGCGUAUUCAGAACGUGACCAUCUUGGUCGUCGUCAGCUUGGUCCCUUACUUUUGGUGGUACGGCAUACAAUACAACUUUGCCAACAUUAUGCAGGAGGAUUGGGGCGUUUCACCGAUCAUGACCGCUGUUCGAUUCCUUCCAAUCAGUAUCGGCGGAGGGAUCAUGUUCAUCGCCAUAGGCUACCUCCCCCCAUCGUUUGUCCCGCUCAAGAUCAGGAUGAUCGUCGGCGCCCUCAUUGCGGCCGUCGGGACUCUCUUGUUCGUUUUCGCCGAGGGGUCGAGUUGGUACUGGAAGUUGGUCGCCCCUGGGAUGUUUAUCGGCAGUUUCGGUAUGGCAAUCGUCUUCCUCACCGCAAACAACAGCAUCCUCAUGUCCGUCCCUCCCGAAUACGCCGGCGUGGUCGGAGGGAUCUUCAACGCCUGCCUCCAGUUCGGCGCCUGUACCGGUCUAGCCAUUCUCGGGAGCAUCAAGUCGCAGUUCGAGGAUCAUUCGCCGUCGUCGUCGUCUUCCGGGGGCAGCGCUCACGGUGCCAUUCUCUGGGAAGGGUACAGGGCGUCGUUCAUCUUCAUGACGGUUCUGUGCGUGGUCUUGGCGGGGAUCUCGGCGGUCUGGUUCAAGAACCCGCUGGUCCGUGUGGACGCGAAGGAGAAGGGCGAUGUGGCGGAUGUGGAGGGACCGAGGUCGUGACAGUAGACACAUUAUAGAGAUGGCCGCGAAGGAUAGCACAAGCAGAUGACGGGGAAUAACGACGAACGGCUUAGAUUACAAUUCCAGUCUACUGUAUCUAUACAUUGUACUAUACCUCACUCCCUCACAUUUCGAUUUAUAAUGAUCAAAUAGGAACCAUAUCGGUCCUAAGGGAACU
Filobasidium floriforme is the source of this 2153-nucleotide messenger RNA. RefSeq names its product major facilitator superfamily domain-containing protein. Gene Ontology annotation, molecular function: transmembrane transporter activity. Gene Ontology annotation, cellular component: membrane. The transcript is spliced from 7 exons. Lineage: Eukaryota; Fungi; Basidiomycota; Tremellomycetes; Filobasidiales; Filobasidiaceae. The record is from RefSeq and is a predicted model, not a curated record. Gene Ontology annotation, biological process: transmembrane transport. Bases 314 to 1975 code for a protein of 553 amino acids.